AUGCACCUCCUACUCACGCUCUCGCUGGUGCUAGGCGCCCUAACGACGCUCUUCUACACGCUCGAGUCCCGUCUCGAGUCCUUCUACAUCUUCACGCCGGAGUCGCUGCACGCACUCAGUCUCUCGGCAAUUGAGCGCCACGGCAACGAUACCGCGGCCGUCGUAUCCUACAUUGUCGACUCGCUGUCGGCGUCGCACCCGCAGCAUGUUAAUCUCGAUGAGGAGUGGGUGUUUAAUAAUGCAGGGGGCGCAAUGGGGGCCAUGUAUAUUAUACAUGCGAGUGUGACGGAGUAUCUGAUUGUGUUUGGGACGCCCGUGGGCACAGAGGGGCAUACGGGACGGCAUACUGCGGAUGAUUAUUUUCAUAUUCUCAAGGGCGAGCAGUUGGCGUAUGCGCCGGGUAAGGGGGUUUAUGAGGCCGAGAGGUAUCCUCAGGGUAGCGUGCACCAUCUUCGCCGCGGCGAGGUGAAGCAGUACAAGAUGGACGGAGAGUGCUUUGCGCUCGAGUAUGCGAGGGGAUGGAUUCCACCCAUGUUGGGAUUCGGAUAUGCUGAUACUUUUACGAGUACCUUGGAUUUCCCGACCUUGUGGCGCACGACGGUGAUUACGGGACGCGAGAUGAUCGCUAAUUUGCUCAAGGGGAAGUUGUAG
This is a messenger RNA of Bipolaris zeicola 26-R-13, 651 nucleotides long. RefSeq lists its product as uncharacterized. NCBI's taxonomy places the organism in Eukaryota, Fungi, Ascomycota, Dothideomycetes, Pleosporales, Pleosporaceae. The transcript has 3 exons. Gene Ontology annotation, biological process: ergosterol biosynthetic process. The coding region runs from base 1 to 651 and encodes 216 amino acids. Gene Ontology annotation, cellular component: endoplasmic reticulum. The record is from RefSeq and is a predicted model, not a curated record.